Molecule: messenger RNA, 1653 nt
Organism: Panicum hallii
Lineage: Eukaryota; Viridiplantae; Streptophyta; Magnoliopsida; Poales; Poaceae
Exons: 3
Coding region: 1-924 (307 amino acids)
Source: RefSeq, a predicted model, not a curated record
AUGGGUGGACCUUCCAUGAUGUUUGAUGCUCCUCAAGUUGAUGAGGAUAAAAUUGAAGAAGACUUGGGUGGGCAUGAGGAGUCGGAUGAGAACGAAGAAGAGGACAUUCCCGCUGCCAACACACCCACCGAUGAGGAAGAGAUGAUGCAAAAGAUGAUGACAAUGAUAACGAGUAGUGGCUAUGGAAUGGCCUCUCCUUUUUGCAUCUUCACGGAGGAGGCCAGCACCAGCGGCGGCACGCUGUGCGGGCGCGGGUGCAGGCGGCGUGGGGAGACGGCGAGCGGCGGGCGCUGCGAACCCCGAGCGCCGUCCUCCUACACGCAGAUCCUCCUCCUCCUCCUUCUCUCCCCCCUCCGCCGUCAGGGCCUACGGGCGGAUCGAGCCGGCGGAGUCCAAGCUCUCCUCCGCGCAGAUCCUCCCCCUCCGCCCACCGCUGCCGAGGCCUGCGGGCGGAUCCUCCAUCUGCGUCGCCGUCGCCUCCUUCUGCGGCGCCCUGCAUCCAUUCACCACGCCCUCGCGCCUCCAUCAGCUACUCCUGCGGCGCCAUACAUCCAUCCGCGCCGCCCUCAGCCCCUCCUGCGGCUCGUCCUCGUCUCCUUCUGUGACGUCCUCCGAUUUGAGUUGGGCCGCCAGGAUCACAGUCCAUCAAUGUGCGAGACCCCCUUGCGGCCAAGAGCCGUCACCGUGCUGACGUCGGGAUCCCUGCGACGCCUCUGCCCGGCCUACGUGGUGCAGCCUGCCAAUCAACGUAGCACCGCCGCCGCCGUCGUCAAGAACGUCCGUGUGGCUGGGGCGACGACAUCUCCGAGGGCGUCACACCUGUGCCCAACGACUCAUCAUUCCGCAAUCGCGGGAUCACAACACAAGACUGAGAACCACUUGAUUAUCGGUAGGGGUGGUAAAAGGCCUAAAAGUUUAGCCUAGAUAAUUUAAAUGCCGGGCUAAAAAAGGACCGGGCUUACAUUUUAUAAAAUUUUGAGCUAAGAAGGCCAAGUUGGAUUGUGAAGAGAACAUUAGGGCCAUGAUCCACUACCACCUCUAAUUAUGGGUUUCCCUUUUAAGGUAAGUUUUUUAAAAUUUUAUGUUUUCCAAAUGAUUAUUUUAUAGAUUUAGAAAGGCAUGCCUUCCCUUUGUACGGUUGAUUUCUUGUGUGCAAGUUAUUUUAGAAAACAAUGAUAAAAUCAAGGUUUUUCUGAAUAUUGAUGACCAAAAAAAGAAAAUGAAGUGGAAGUGUUUUUACUAUAUUCUUAUGUGGUGGCAGAGCCUAAGUAAAAUCAAUAGGGGCUGAUUCAGAUGGCAUACUUCAGUAUCAAAAAAAAAAAUUUGUAAGUUACUCGUCAAUAGCAAGUCGUUGAUCAUAAGUGAAUUAGAUGCACAAAAUUUAUGCCUUGUAGAAUACCAAUUAUUUCCUAACUUUUGACAAAAAAGAAACGUAAUCAAGUGAUAUUUAAUUGCAGACCUUGAUUUUGUGACUUCUGGACAGGGCUUUGUAUCAUUGCUAUUCUAUUUAUGUCAUUGACUAUCUUUCUUUCACCUUGCGCAAUCUAUGGAUCGGCCAGAUAACCUCCAGGAUCGAAACGUUGUACCUGCUCAUUGUUGUUGAUUUUGCCUACAUGCUUCUCCUCUUGUUUCCAUACAUUUGUUCUGUUUGCU